AUUGAUAAUUUUGUGGUCCUCGCAUUAAAAUCCGGAGCGCGCGCUAAGGCAAGCGCCUGAUUAUUAAACAAGCGAACAAUAAACCUCAAAAGCUAAAUACUGUACAGUAACAACUGUGAUUCUUAGGUUGGGACUCAACUUCUCUCUACGUGCAAUCAUCUCUGGUAACUUUUGGACUUCGACCAAGCCACUACUCUUCUGAAUAUCUGGGUUUACCUUCUCCACGCUCUACUUUGUGAUCUGCUCUUUGCGACCGUAAUCGACCUUUCGAGGCUAGCACAAUACCUCAUACACAACUACGCGCCUUUUUGUCGCGUCGUUUUGUCGUUGAAUCCGAAGGCAGCUCACACAGUCUCUAGUCAUUUAAUAUGCGAUAUAGAACUCUUGAGAUUCGUUGGCACGAAUCUAAACCUAUCGCGUCGUGUGAUUUUCAGCCAGUUCCGUCCUUUAAAAAGGCGCGUCCGCCGGCUCCAGGAUCUUCCGACAUAUCUAUUCAGGAAUGGACUGAAAGGUGGACAGGGCAAUCGUACAAAUUGGCAACUGGCGGCGAGGAUAAUCAUGUCAGGAUUUGGAUGGUUUAUCCUAACAUACGCCCUGCCACAACCUCCGAAUCCUCAAGUUCGACAUCCCAGACUGCACCCAGGCCCCCUCGUGUUGAGUAUCUCGCAACCCUGAGUAGACAUUCUGCUGCUGUAAAUGUCGUAAGGUGGAGUCCAAACGGAGAAUUGAUUGCAUCUGCUGGCGACGACGGGAUGAUCAUAAUUUGGGCACAAUCAUCUACACCUCAAGCCGCCACUUACGGCAGCGACCUUACUCCGGAAGAGUUGCUUAAUGAGAAGGAAUUUUGGAAAGUUAGAGUGAUGGUCAGGUGCACGACCAUGCAAGUUUAUGACCUCGCAUGGAGUCCCACCGGAGAGUAUAUAAUUGCUGGAAGCACUGAUAACGCAGCUCGCGUUUUUCAAGCUAUAGAUGGCAAAUGCAUACACGAAAUAGCUGAUCACACACAUUUUGUCCAAGGCGUUUCAUGGGACCCUUUGAACGAGUUCAUUGCCACUCAGUCAAGCGACCGAGCCAUGCACGUCCACAGGGUUAUUCACAACAACCAGGCUGGUGGGCUCGAAGUGCAUGCGGUUGGGAAGAAUAGUCAUAUGAACAUGCACACGGGCUCGCAUGUACGUCAAGGGCGAAGUCAUUCGCGCAGGAAACACGGCCGAACUCAAAGCAACGUGAGCAACACCAGCCACGCUGAAAGUGGCCGAGAAAGUAGUCGUCCCAGAAUCUCCAGAAGAGAGAGUGCCACUAGCGAUGCGGAAAGCGUUUUUGAAGAAUCUAUCUUAUUUUCUACCUCGUCCUCCGCGAUUGCAGAGGGUAACAAGGAUUCAAAAGAGUUCAAAGACCCGACACCACUCUCAUUAAAUCUACCCCUGACGCCAUCGACGAGCGUUGCAAGUACGCCCGUUCGAGCAUCCUCUGUAGCCCUAUCUUCUGCAACUCCUGCUCUUCCUCCAAUCUCCACUAGUACUUUCUCUUCUAACAUGUUCCCGCCUCCAGCUACUCCUAUAGAAAAAGAAAAGCAAACCUCUUCUAGGCGGUCAUCCUUUAGUGGGGCCUCUACCGCUGGUGGAGGCCCGGCAUCUCCUGCUUUUUCCGUAACCUCCCGCUUCGGAAGAUCACCCAGUCCCAUGCCUGCCCUACCUGCAAUUCGGACUGCCCUACCAAACUACUCUCACAGGAGCUCUAGUCCCUGGAGGAGCACUGAGCAAUGGAAAAACAUCGGUCUUUAUGGCGACGAAAGCUUUACUAAUUUCUUCCGCAGGCUGUCUUUCAGCCCAGACGGAGCUCUACUAGUAACACCUGCAGGCCAAUUCGAGGACCCAGAAGUGGUAAUUCUGCCCACACCCUCUUCAGAAGAAGGUAGCACCCCUGCACGAGGUAGAACGAAAAGGUCGGAGGAACCUUCCGGUCCCGGAAUUUCGGCCGACAAGUCAAAUUCCUCAUCUUGCGUUUACAUCUAUACCCGUGCCAAUUUUGCACGUCCUCCCAUCGCCACACUCCCGGGGCACAAGAAGGCCAGCGUUGCAGUCAGGUUCAGUCCUAUCUUGGUCGAUUUGAGAGAUGGUCUCUCCGGACGUGAUGAAACAACCGGGAAUGAAAGCGCUCCUAAGACGGGUGUUAUAGGGAAUGAACUGAACGAAAUGAAUGUGGAUGUCGUCGGCGCUCUUCCGUCUUCAUCGUUCUCUGAUCGUGGAAUGGGAAUUACCGUUUUGUCGAAUAAUCAGAAAGAACGGGCUUCUUCUACGCAGAUUGUGUCACCGACCCCUCAACCUGCACUGGGAGAUGCUUCUGUCCGGCCUCCUACUCCGGCGGCAUCGAAACCUAGCACUCCGAUCCCUUAUGGUUUACAAACUCCCAUAUUGACUGCAACGAAUCUUUCCAGCUCUACCGGAUCGAUUUUUGCUCUUCCAUAUAGGAUGCUAUUUGCGGUAGUAACUAUGGACGCAGUGGUCAUAUAUGAUACUCAACAGUCGACACCUGUAUGUAUGUUGAGCAAACUUCAUUAUGAUGAAUUCACAGAUGCAAGUUGGUCCCCUGAUGGCCAAACACUCAUACUAUCUUCUCGAGAUGGAUACUGUACUCUCGUAAUAUUCGACGAAAUCUUUCCUGCAUAUCAGACACAGCAGCAAGCUUUGCAACUUCAGUCUAUCGCUCAUCAACACUCAGUUCCUAUUACUCCUGGGUCGUUACAUAUCCAUGCACCAUCUGCAAGUUCAAGGGCUGGAACACCCUCCGCUACACCAGUUUUUGGAAACGUCGGUUUACCUCCGAUGCUUCCUCCGUCGCCUGCGCCUUCACAAUCAAAACGACCUAGUGGAAGCGGUCCUUCUCUUACUCCUUCAAGCAGCCAAGAUUCUGAGCUGCUCACCUCUUUCACGUUCCCGCGACAGCAACAACCCGGCGACCCGCUAAAGAGGGAGAGGGAAGAGGCGGUCAGUGACUCAAACGAAAGCCGGGAUGUGGGUCAUGCUCCGGAGCGUCCGAAAAAGAAACGACGGGUAGCUUUAACCAGGGUAGGGGAUGUGGGCUCGUAGUUACCUCUGAUUUUCAUUAUAUACUGUUAUGCUCUGUAUAUCUCUGGACUAUACAGUCUACUGUACAUUUGACACUAUCGACAUAUCAUUUCAUAUCAUCUUAUCUUAUCUUACUCCCACCGU
Messenger RNA from Lentinula edodes (shiitake mushroom), 3212 nucleotides. RefSeq names its product WD40-repeat-containing domain protein. NCBI's taxonomy places the organism in Eukaryota, Fungi, Basidiomycota, Agaricomycetes, Agaricales, Omphalotaceae. Gene Ontology annotation, cellular component: nucleus; CAF-1 complex. Gene Ontology annotation, molecular function: protein binding. Gene Ontology annotation, biological process: DNA replication-dependent chromatin assembly; nucleosome assembly. The transcript has 8 exons. The record is from RefSeq and is a predicted model, not a curated record. The coding region runs from base 369 to 3089 and encodes 906 amino acids.